AUGCUUAUUGUUGGUCUCACAGGUGGUAUUGCUGCUGGGAAGUCUACUGUUUCCAACAAGUUGAAGAAUGACUACCAUUUAACCAUUGUGGAUGCAGAUGUUAUUGCCAAACAGGUUCAAGAACCAGGAAAUUCAGCAUAUAAGAAAGUUGUGGAGUAUUUUGGUCCUAAAGUUGAAACUUUAUUACUUCCAGAUGGCAAAAUUGAUGGACCUACAUUAGGUAAAUAUGUCUUUGCAAAUAAAGAUGAAUUAAAAGUUUUAAAUGGUAUCGUUCAUCCUGCUGUUAGAUAUGAAAUAUUUAAACAAAUCCUGUGGGCUUAUGUCACAUUAAAUAGAUUGGUGAUCUUAGAUGUUCCAUUACUGUUUGAAGCUGGUCUAGACAAAAUUUGUGGGUCUACAAUUGCUGUUGUUUGUAAAGAAGAUGUACAAAUUGAAAGACUUUUAGCAAGAAAUUCACAUUUAACUUUAGAUGAUGCUCAUAAAAGAAUCAAUUCUCAAAUGUCAAAUCAUUUACGUAUACGGAAGGCGGAUUAUGUCAUUGAUAAUAGUUCUUCAUUAUCAGAUUUGAAUUCACAAGUUGAAGGAACUGUCCAAAGGGUUAAACCAUCAUUAAUUGUUUAUUUGCUGGAACUCAUUCCACCAUUUGCUAUUUUGUCAGCAUUUGGAAAUUUCGUCAUUAGAAGAUACUAUGAUUACACCAAACAUUCUAAAGAAGAAUAA
Molecule: messenger RNA, 720 nt
Organism: Hansenula ciferrii
Lineage: Eukaryota; Fungi; Ascomycota; Saccharomycetes; Phaffomycetales; Wickerhamomycetaceae
Gene: CAB5
Product: putative dephospho-CoA kinase
Exons: 1
Coding region: 1-720 (239 amino acids)
Biological process (GO): coenzyme A biosynthetic process
Molecular function (GO): ATP binding; dephospho-CoA kinase activity
Source: RefSeq, a predicted model, not a curated record